AUCAUUUCCUGAUGAUGUCUGGCUCAGAGAGGAAGGACAAUGUGUUUCAACGUCUCCUGCUUUAAAAAAAAAGAAAAGAAAAGUGUAUUUAUGUUCGUUGAGAAGAAGAAAUCCACAAACUGUGGAGUUUAAACAGAUAAGGAGAGUUCAUUUUUCUUUUACAGGUCAAGAGGCCAGUUAAUGAUUAGUGAGACCCAAGUGGGUGUUUGCUGUCCAAAACUUUGAGAGGCUGGCUUGUAGGAACUCGGCUUCACCCCAGCUGUGAGACUUGAAGCUCAGCGAUGCCCCCAGGCCUCAGGAAGAGACUCUUCUGCUCAUGGGGGCUCCUUUUGUGGCUUAGCAUUGGAAGUGCAGGAGAUGCACCUCCUACCGCACAGACAAAGUGCACUGACUUCCAGAAUGCUAAUCUUCUCCAAGGCACCAAUCUCAAAGUCCAGUUUCUCCUCUUCACCCCUUUGGAUCCCAGCUGUGGGCAGCUAGUGCAGGAAAGUAGUGACAUCCAAAACUCUGGGUUCAAUGUCACUCUGAGAACCAAACUACUCAUCCAUGGAUUCAGGGCUUUAGGUACAAAGCCUUCCUGGAUUGAUAAAUUCAUUGGCAGUCUUCUUCGGGCAGCAAAUGCUAAUGUGAUUGCCGUGGACUGGGUUUAUGGUUCUACAGGUGUCUACUUCUCAGCCGUGGAAAAUGUGGUUAAGCUGGGACUUGAGAUCUCCCGUUUCCUCAGAAAACUCCUGGUGCUGGGUGCGCCAGAGUCUUCAAUCCACAUUAUUGGAGUUAGCCUGGGGGCCCACGUUGGGGGCAUGGUGGGACAUUUCUACAAAGGCCAAUUAGGACGGAUCACAGGCCUGGACCCCGCUGGACCGGAGUACACCAAAGCCAGCCUGGAGGAGCGCCUGGACCCUGGAGAUGCCCUCUUCGUGGAGGCCAUCCACACAGAUGCUGACAAUUUGGGUAUCCGGAUUCCUGUUGGACACGUGGACUACUAUGUCAAUGGAGGCCAAGACCAGCCUGGCUGUCCCACCUUCAUUCAUGCAGGUUACAGUUACCUGAUCUGUGAUCACAUGAGGGCUGUGCACCUCUACAUCAGUGCCCUGGAGAAUUCCUGUCCACUCGUGGCCUUUCCCUGUGUCAACUACAAGGCCUUUCUUGCUGGACAAUGUCUGGAUUGUUUUAACCCUUUUCUACUUUCCUGUCCAAGAAUUGGGCUCGUGGAACAAAGUGGUGUCAAGAUAGAGCCUCUCCCCAAGGAAGUGAAAGUCUUCCUCCUGACCACUGCCCGGGCUCCGUACUGUGUGCAUCACAGCCUCGUGGAGUUUUACUUGCAGGAGCCAAGGAACAAGGACACCCUCAUCUCUGUCACCUUCCUGAGCAGCAAUAUUACUUCCUUGGUCAAGAUCACCAUGUACUCAGGGUCCAGUCCAGAAACCAGAGCCCAAGCCCGGAGUCCAAGAGAAGGAAUUGAACCCAGGGAAUUAAUUACAAAUGUGUAAGGAGAGCUGAAAACCCAAAAGGUUAGUGGGGAGGCAGUGCAGGGAUCAGCAACAGGGAAGGGGCCAAUGGCCUGUGGGGUUGUAGGAACAGAGCCCUGGUGGUGGUGGUGGUGGUCAUGGUGUUGGUAGAGUGCCAGCUGGAUCCACCGAGGGAGGGGGCUGCGUGGUGGGAGCCGGGAAAUACAGCCCCUCUGGAAUCACAGCCCGAAGUGGUCUCCCCACUAAGUGUGCCUCCUGCAAGUUAGACCUCGCUGGGACCUGCCGGCAGGGGAGCCUGAGACGUGUGGGUUGCGAGGGGCAGGAUGAAGCACAAACAUGCAAACACAGGAAUGAGUAGUGCAUGUGCACGGAUGUGUCCAAUUGUCCACAGCGGUGGGUGUCAGGAGAACAGAUAAGACAGAGCCAGACCAAGGCUGAGAAGGUGACGUUUGAGUAGUAAUUCGCAGGAGUUACCCAAUGGAGGGUUGGUGAGAAUGCAGCCCAGGAGCAGGAGCGGAGAGCAGGGGGGAAGCACUGGGAGAGAAGGCUGGGGCGGGGGCGCAGCUCAGGGCCAGACCGUGCGAGGUUUGAAGGACCGAUUAGGGAUUUUGGUUUUUAUCUCGAGAGCAGUUUGGGAGCCAGUGGGACUUUGAAGCAGAAAAGUGACUGGAUCAGAUUGGAAUUUGGAAAGAUUCCUCAGGCUGCAGCGUUAGACAUUAAUUGUACUAGCAGGGGAGACGGAUUUCCGCCCAGAGGAGCACACUUCUGGACUCCCAUACACCCUGCCACCAGCCAGGGCUCCGGCUCACACAGGCCACAGAGAGAGAGGGAGGGUGGGCAGGCAGGAUCCCAACACAGACCUUCAUGUGCCCACCUAAGUCUUGCAGAUAAUAGCUGAAUAAUUUUCAGUAGAUCAGUCUGAGGUCGUGUUAUUUCCACCAGGUGUUUUCAUUGCUUCUCCUGUGCUUUGGUAGAUGAGAUGAAGCUAGCAGGAGUCAACACAAUGACACACAACUGGCCUCUGGUUAGAAUCACCAGAAGAGCAAUAAACCCCACUGACCCCUCCCCAGCCAAGCCCCGCCCCAGGUCAAUUACUGCUGAGUCUCUGGAUGUAGCCUCAACCACUACACUUUUAAUUAAAGGAUUUUUUUUAAAGAAUGUAUUUA
Molecule: messenger RNA, 2635 nt
Organism: Mustela erminea (ermine)
Lineage: Eukaryota; Metazoa; Chordata; Mammalia; Carnivora; Mustelidae
Gene: PLA1A
Product: phospholipase A1 member A
Exons: 10
Coding region: 282-1490 (402 amino acids)
Biological process (GO): lipid metabolic process
Molecular function (GO): lipase activity; carboxylic ester hydrolase activity
Source: RefSeq, a predicted model, not a curated record